Molecule: messenger RNA, 441 nt
Organism: Oppia nitens
Lineage: Eukaryota; Metazoa; Arthropoda; Arachnida; Sarcoptiformes; Oppiidae
Exons: 5
Coding region: 1-441 (146 amino acids)
Source: RefSeq, a predicted model, not a curated record
AUGUGUGAUGUUAUUGACUGCGAUAUAGAAAUAGAAAGAAAUUAUCAUUAUACUACUGAAACAUUGGAACAACAGUUUGUAUAUAUUAGAGACCAUACGGUUAAUAAAGACCCGGCUAUUAAUGUUACCAAAGGAGGACAACACGCGCAACAAUACGGUGACCUAUCUAUUGGCAAACUACCCGUCUCUAUGUUUUUGGGGAAAACUAAUCCAAAAUAUCCAAUUAAAAGACCAAUGAUUGCUAAUCCAAAAGCUGAAGAUUUAGUUAAUACAAGAGAAGUUGCCAUAAAUUUGCUUCAGAAACGUAUUGAAGAAACUGAUGAUUUAAAUGAAAAGCAAAUAUAUGUUGACAAAUUAAUACAACUAUUAAAUAACAGAAAACUUGUAGACAAACACUUCGAGCAAUACGUUCAUUCAAUUCAACAUUUAUUAGCUCAAUAA